This is a messenger RNA of Amphiprion ocellaris (clown anemonefish), 4269 nucleotides long. It is a transcript of the gene acox1, whose product is annotated as acyl-CoA oxidase 1, palmitoyl. The record is from RefSeq and is a predicted model, not a curated record. Lineage: Eukaryota; Metazoa; Chordata; Actinopteri; Pomacentridae. Gene Ontology annotation, molecular function: FAD binding; fatty acid binding. The coding region runs from base 127 to 2112 and encodes 661 amino acids. The transcript is spliced from 14 exons. Gene Ontology annotation, cellular component: peroxisome. Gene Ontology annotation, biological process: fatty acid beta-oxidation using acyl-CoA oxidase; very long-chain fatty acid metabolic process; lipid homeostasis.
AAGAGGCCGUCUCGGGUAAACCAUAGUCCACUCUACGGGCAGGUCUCGUCAGGUUGCAGGACGUUGAAAGAUAUUAGUGUUUCUAAUUUUUCACACUAAUUGUUGUUUAUAGUCUGUUUUAGAGCCAUGAAUCCUGAUAUUGCGAGAGAGCGUGAGAACGCUACAUUUGACGUCAAUAAACUGACCAAUAUUUUGGACGGCGGCCCAGAAAAGACCGCUAGACGACGAGAAAUUGAGUCAUUGGUUUUCAGCGACCCAGACUUUAAAGAGGACGACCCAAAUUUCCUGUCCCGCAGUGAACGCUAUGAUCAGGCUGUUAGAAAAAGUGUUCAAAUGAUCUUGAAGCUCAGAGAGUAUGGCAUUGCUGACCCAGAAGAGAUCCAGCACUAUAAGAGUAUGGUUAGUGUCAACAGGCCUGAGGCUAUGGGUUUACACUUUGCCAUGUUCCUCCCAACCCUGUACAACAUGUGUGACCCUGAGCAGUCAAGGAAAUGGUUGCCUCUGGCAGAAUCCUGCCAGAUCGUGGGCACGUAUGCCCAAACUGAGAUGGGUCAUGGCACACACCUCAGAGGGCUGGAGACCACAGCCACAUAUGACCCAGCCACACAGGAGUUUGUCUUGAACAGCCCCACUGUGAGCUCCAUCAAAUGGUGGCCUGGAGGACUUGGAAAGACCUCCAACUAUGCCAUAGUUUUGGCCCAGCUGUACAGUCUUGGAAAUUGCCAUGGUCUGCACGCUUUCAUUGUACAGAUCCGUGACAUAAGCACACACAAACCCCUGCCAGGUAUUGUAGUUGGAGAUAUCGGCCCCAAGUUUGGCUUUCAUGAAGUUGACAAUGGCUUCCUGAAAUUGGAGAAUGUACGAAUUCCACGGGAGAACAUGCUGAUGAAAUACUCCAAGGUGGAGCCAGAUGGAUCUUAUGUGAAGCCACCAAGUGCCAAGCUGACCUAUGGCACUAUGGUGUUCAUCCGCUCCAUGAUUGUUGGCGCGUCAGCAGUGGCCCUUGCAAAGGCUAGCACCAUCGCCAUCCGCUACAGUGCUGUUCGUCACCAGUCUGAAAUCCGUGCGGGAGAGCCAGAGCCUCAAAUCCUCGACUACCAGACUCAGCAGUACAAGCUGUUCCCUCUGCUGGCUAUGGCCUAUGCCUUCAAAUUUGUUGGCCAGUAUAUGAAGCAAACCUACCACCGCAUCAGUGAAGACAUCAACCAUGGGAAUUUCAGUGAGCUGCCUGAGCUCCAUGCCUUGUCUGCGGGUCUGAAGGCCUUCACCACAUGGGAAACCAACUCUGCCAUCGAGGUGUGCCGCAUGUCAUGUGGUGGCCACGGUUACUCUCAAAGCAGUGCCUUGCCAGACAUUUACGUCGAUUUCACCCCUACCUGCACCUACGAGGGAGAGAAUAGCGUCAUGAUGCUGCAGACUGCCAGGUAUCUGGUGAAAAGCUACCGACAGGCCAAAGCAGGCCAACGGCUGAGCGGUAUUGUGUCAUACCUGAAUGAAGCACAGAAUCGGGGGGUGCAGCCACAGCCCGUUGCUGCUAGACCGACCGUGGUUGACGUUAAUGACCUGAGCAGCCUGGUGGAGGUCUACAAACUCCGAGCUGCCAUUCUAGUUGACUUGGCAGCGAAGAGCAUCCAGCAGGAGUUGCAGCGCAGGAAGAGCCAAGAGGAUGCCUGGAACAACAGCGCUAUCGACCUGGUCAGAGCCUCAGAUGCCCACUGCCACUAUGUCGUAGUGAAGCUCUUUGCUGACAAGCUGGGAGAGGUUGGUGACACUGCAAUACACUCAGUGCUGUCAACCCUGGCUCUGCUCUAUGCUCUGCACGGCAUCACAAAGAACUCUGGAGACUUCCUCCAGGCUGGACUGCUGAGUGUGCCCCAAGUGAUGCAGAUUUCUCUUCGUAUCAAGGAGCUGCUCUCUCAGUUGAGGCGCAACGCUGUGGCACUUGUAGAUGCCUUUGACAUCCAUGAUAAGAAGCUGAAUUCAGUUCUGGGACGAUAUGACGGGAAUGUCUAUGAGCACAUGUUCGAGUGGGCUCGCCGCUCACCUCUUAACGCCACAGAGGUCCAUGAAUCCUUCCACAAGUACUUGAAGCCUUUGCGGUCCAACCUGUGAGCUGACCUUAACUGGACCUUCCCUCCUGACUGUGACCCUUCAAAUCUACAUACAUGGGCACAAGUGUAACAGUGCUAACCUCUCGUAUCGACCCCAUGAUGCUUUUCAUUUGCCAUCACCUUAUAUAUACCAGGAAGCUGAACACAAUCAGUCCCUCUGAAGGCCAUGGUAGACAGAAAACUAACCCUCUGGAAUAAUGGAGAGAUGAUAUAACAAAAAGACAGGGGUGGAUAGAAAAUGAGAACAAAAUCAGUGAUGAGUACUAAUGAAAUAAAGUCAGUCUGUGUUCACAAAAUAGCUUUAAUAAUACUAAAAAACAAUCAGAUUUACUGUUUUAGAUUGCCAUGUUUUCCCAGCAGAAUGCCCAUUGUAAAGUUUCUAAGUAUCUCAUCCUUCACAUCUUCAUUUUCUGCAGUGUGCCUGAAGCCUCCUCUCUGAGCCAGUCAAGAUAGAAAUGCCAUCACUUUCUUUUUUCUAAGAAGAACAGAAUGCCAUUAUGAAUGUUACAUAAUGUUAACGAGCAAACUAACAGCAACAUUUGUUUUGGCCGUUUCCCCUGAUUACAAGGACCAACAUGCUAUUUAAAAAAAACUGAGUGUUGUUUGUAAUAUCUGUUGAAAAGUCAGUAAUUUGUUCAUGAGAUUCAUCAGUUCGGUAUAUAUUGAAUCACUUUCACAAGGUUGCUCAGAGUCAGCUAAGUCUGCACCCAUGAAAUAUAUUAUGACAGACUUAAACAAAACUUAAUUGCAGUUUGCACUGAGCAAAUUCUCCUGUAAAAUGCUAUGAUAAAACUGAUUUUUGCAUUGUUGAAUAAAACCUCUGCAUACACCAUCAGGUAGAUGUUUCAAUCAAAAUGUGUAAUUUUAGUACAAAAUACUUCAUCCUUGUGGUGUAGAAAGAUGUCUGGUUGAAGUUGUUGGUUUCCUCCUUUGCAGAGAACUUUGGCUGUGGUCACUUUAAAUCUAUAUGUCACUUUGUUGUCCCACAAGACAGAAAAAAAGCUGUAACAGUAGAGCAAUCUGUAUUCUCAGUUCCACCACCUUUUUUGUCUGUUGCUGUAUAAUGAAUGUCAUUUGACUAAUCCAACUUGACAUGCACUGGCACAGAGGUUAAUUGUACUCCAUUGAUAGAAACUUGGCUCAACGGACAGCCGAGAGGUCCACAAUAGGACAAUGUAUGAGACAGUGGAAUGAUUUGGGGCUUUCAAACACUUAUAGGAGAUUAAAUUCAGCACUUUGUGGUCCUAAAUUCUUCAGUUUCUGACAAAUUUGGCUGAUUUUGCAGCUGUGUGUUGGAUCAUUAGAAUGAAUGAUUUUACUAGCAUUCACAGAGUUUAGAGUGUGUUUGUGUGUCAAAGUUUUCUGCAGAUGAUAUUGCAAGGUUCAGUAUGUCAAACGUAUGAAAAGCCCCUGUGAGAGCAGUAAGCUUGAAUUUCUGGCACCAUUCAUUUAAGCCACAUAUGCACUGUGUAUGUGCAUUAGUAUUCUCCCUCCCUACUGUGUGGGGUUGAUAUAUUAUGAAGGGUUGCACCCCGGUCAGUAUCUGGUUCAUUUUCUAGUUUGCUUUUAAUCAAGCACAUUUUAGACUAUAAACUGUAUAACUUAUGUGUAGAUCACAGAUUUAGUGUUUUUUUGUUAUUAGAGUUCACAAAACAAUGUUUUUAGGAAAAUCUGUAUAACUAGACUUAACCAGCAAAAAUAUAACAUUUCAGAAUUGGUAGAUUUGUGCACUUUUGUUUAUCUCAGACUGUAGUCAUUAAUUUUUCUCUGUAAGCAAUCAAAUGCCUAAGUAGGAGCUACUGGAAGUGAGUAAAAUUAGUAACAGAGCUACUAAAAUACAUUUUUCUGAGAUUUUGUGACUGUAAUGAUAUUAUAAUGGAAAGAGAGCUUUAUUCUAAUGCCUCACUGUAAACUGUAAAGAUGAUUUGUGUGAUAAGUAUGUGCCUGAGGAAGGUUUCUUUCCUUAACUAAUGGAGAAUGUUCACUCAGAAGGCUUCUCGUGUUUUAUUUUCUGUAUUUACAUAAACCAGAAAUCAUUUCUUCACAGUGACUAAGCUGUUUGUUAAGCAUAUUUGUGUGAUAAUUUGUCAACUUGCUGAUUUUUAAUGAUUGGUAAAUAAUUUGACUUGAACUAUCUUAAUAAAAAAGAAAUAAUUAG